Molecule: messenger RNA, 342 nt
Organism: Besnoitia besnoiti
Lineage: Eukaryota; Apicomplexa; Conoidasida; Eucoccidiorida; Sarcocystidae
Product: SAG-related sequence
Exons: 2
Coding region: 1-342 (113 amino acids)
Cellular component (GO): membrane
Source: RefSeq, a predicted model, not a curated record
AUGAGGAUCUCAUCCUCCCAAAACAGCUUUACCCUCUUGUGUAGAGACAAAGGCCAGAUCGUGCAGACGAACUACCAGAAGUCGUUCUGCCCCGUGAGCGAUGCGAAGGGGACAGGGACAAACUGCAACACCGACUGCACGACUACUCUCCCAGGCUACAAAAGAGGCUGGUGGACUGGUGACCGGAAAAAGGGUUUCACGUUCACGGUUCCGAAGGACGACUUUCCGCAGAACGAGGCGAAUUUCAUGGUUGAGUGUCAGAAGGGAUCCACGCGUCUUCUGCUCUUGAUUGGAGGCGCAGGAUUGGUGGCUUCUGCAUUGGGCUCUGUCCUGAGCGUGUGA